AUGCCUCUGUUCAAACUGCCAGCAGAAGGAAAACAAAUCGAUGAUGCAAUGCGCAGCUUUGCUGAGAAGGUCUUUGCCUCCGAGGUGAAGGAUGAGGGAGGCCGGCAUGAGCUCUCUCCCUUCGAUGUGGACGAGAUCUGUCCAAUCUCUCUCCGGGAGAUGCAGGCACACAUGCUCCACAUGGAGACUGUGUCCGUCUCCGUGGAGGGGAGGAGAAAAAAGCGUUUCCAGGGGCGGAAGACUGUGAACCUGUCCAUUCCUCAGAGCGAGACGUCGUCCACCCAGCUGUCCCACAUCGACGACUUCAUCUCCUCCUCUCCCACCUACCAGGAAGUGCCCGACUUCCAGAGGGUGCAGAUCACAGGCGACUACGCCUCCGGGGUGGCAGUGGAGGAUUUUGAGGUGGUGUGUCAGGGGCUGUAUCGAGCGCUGUGUAUCCGGGAGAAGUACAUGCGCAAGUCCUCGCAGAGGUUCCCCAAGACCCCAUCCAAGUACCUGAGGAACAUUGAUGGCAAAGCGUGGGUGGCCAUAGAGAGCUUCUACCCAGUCUUCACCCCUCCCCCAAAGAAGGGAGAAGACCCUUUCCGCACUGAUGACCUUCCAGCCAACCUGGGCUGUCACCUCCAGAUGAAAGGUGGCGUGGUUUACAUCUACCCCAACGAAGCAGCGGCCAGCAAGAACGAGCCCACACCAUACCCAUACCCCAACUUGGAAGAGUUCUUGGAUGACAUGAACUUCCUGCUUGCCUUAAUUGCCCAAGGGCCAGUUAAGACCUACACCCACCGGCGCCUAAAGUUCCUCUCAUCCAAGUUCCAGGUUCAUCAGAUGCUGAAUGAGAUGGAUGAGAUGAAGGAACUAAAGAACAACCCACACCGAGACUUCUACAACUGCAGGAAGGUGGACACCCACAUCCACGCGGCAGCCUGCAUGAACCAGAAACAUCUCUUGCGCUUUAUUAAGAAAUCCUACCAGGUGGAUGCAGACAGAGUGGUCUAUAGCACCAAAGAGAAGAAGCUGACCUUAAAGGAGCUUUUUGCUAAAUUAAAAAUGCAUCCCUAUGACCUGACGGUUGACUCUCUGGAUGUUCACGCUGGGCGCCAGACGUUCCAGCGCUUCGACAAGUUCAACGACAAGUACAACCCCGUGGGGGCCAGCGAGUUGCGGGACCUCUACCUGAAGACAGACAACUUUAUCAACGGGGAGUACUUUGCCACCAUCAUCAAGGAAGUUGGCACAGACCUGGUGGAGGCCAAGUACCAGCACGCAGAGCCCCGCCUGUCCAUCUAUGGCCGCAGCCCUGACGAGUGGAGCAAACUCGCCUCCUGGUUUGUCUGCAACCGCAUCUACUGCCCCAACAUGACGUGGAUGGUCCAGGUCCCCAGGAUCUAUGAUGUAUUCCGAACAAAGAAUUUCCUGCCACACUUUGGAAAGAUGCUGGAGAAUAUUUUCAUGCCAGUGUUCGAAGCCACCAUCAACCCCCAGGCUCACCCGGAGCUCAGCAUCUUCCUCAAGCAUAUUACUGGCUUUGACAGCGUGGAUGAUGAGUCCAAACACAGUGGCCACAUGUUCUCCUCCAAGAGUCCCAAACCUGAGGACUGGACAAUGGAAAAGAAUCCGUCCUACACUUACUAUGCCUACUACAUGUAUGCAAACAUCACCAUACUCAAUAGCCUGCGAAAGGAGCGUGGCAUGAACACAUUUCUGUUCCGGCCUCACUGUGGAGAAGCUGGGGCUCUCACCCACCUCAUGACAGCGUUCAUGAUAGCGGAUAAUAUCUCUCAUGGCCUCAACUUAAAAAAGAGUGCGGUGUUGCAGUACUUGUUUUUCUUAGCCCAGAUUCCCAUUGCCAUGUCGCCGUUAAGUAACAACAGCCUUUUUCUCGAAUAUGCCAAAAAUCCCUUUCUAGAUUUCCUCCAGAAAGGGCUAAUGAUCUCCCUGUCUACAGAUGACCCCAUGCAAUUCCACUUCACUAAGGAGCCCCUGAUGGAGGAAUAUGCCAUUGCUGCCCAGGUCUUCAAGCUGAGCACCUGUGACAUGUGCGAAGUAGCGAGAAACAGUGUUCUGCAGUGUGGGCUUUCUCACCAGGAGAAAGUCAAGUUUCUGGGUGAUAAUUACCUUGAGGAAGGACCACUUGGCAACGACAUCCGGAGAACAAAUGUGGCCCAGAUCCGCAUGGCCUAUCGCUACGAGACCUGGUGUUAUGAGCUCAAUUUAAUGGCAGAGGGCCUUAAAUCCACAGAAUAA
Dipodomys ordii (Ord's kangaroo rat) is the source of this 2244-nucleotide messenger RNA. It is a transcript of the gene Ampd1, whose product is annotated as adenosine monophosphate deaminase 1. Bases 1 to 2244 code for a protein of 747 amino acids. Gene Ontology annotation, biological process: IMP salvage; AMP metabolic process. NCBI's taxonomy places the organism in Eukaryota, Metazoa, Chordata, Mammalia, Rodentia, Heteromyidae. Gene Ontology annotation, molecular function: AMP deaminase activity. Gene Ontology annotation, cellular component: cytosol. The transcript has 16 exons. The record is from RefSeq and is a predicted model, not a curated record.